AUGAAACUUCAACGACAAAGCCAUCUUCUAGCCUACUGGUUGUCCUCGCUUUCUGUCACUACGGCACAGUUCCAAGGCUUUAAUCCCUUCGGAAAUGAUGAGCUCACAUACACGAUUCGUAUCCCUCAAGGCACAGCAAACUCUAGCAUGGGGCCCAUAUACUUCCAGAUGAACUCUACACGCCCCGUAGAGUGGUUUGCGUUGGGACAAGGAGCGGCCAUGCACGGCUCGAGUAUGUUCGUGGUAUAUACUUCGGACGGCAACGUUACUCUCUCCCCACGAGCGGGCACGGGACAUUAUGAGCCGUUGUACGACAAGCAUUCGCAAGCCUCACUGAUUUCUGUGAGCGGGGUACACGAUGGAGUCAUCACUGCCAAUGUUAGGUGUGACGGUUGCAGCUUUUCCGGCGGUGGCACGGUGAAUCUGUCCGACAGUUUCAGUCCCUGGAUUUGGGCGAUCAAGUAUGGGGCCUCGCUGAAGACUAAAAGUGUGAACGCGAGAAUUGCAGAGCAUGAUGUCUUUGGUACAUUCUUCGUUAAUAACACCAAAGCAACGGGACCGGACAGUGAUAAUCCAUUUGUCGACUUGGAUAGAACCUCGAUUACGAGGGCCUUUCCGGAGGUCUUUGACCAUGAAGGUUUUAAAAGAAAGAGGACUGCCCACGCGGUUUUGAUGAUAGUCGCAUUUGUCUUACUAUUUCCUCUAUCUGCAUUAGCACUUCAUAUCUGGCCGUCCUCCCAAAUCGUCAGGAUCCAUGCUACUCUGCAGCUCUUUACGCUUGCGGUGACAGUUGCUGGCUUUGGACUCGGAGUCGCUAUGGCCAAGGAUGUUCAUCUUUUGAAGCAUCAUCAUGCGAUUAUUGGCAUCGUGGUCGUGGCAUGCCUGGCUCUCUUCCAGCCUGGGAUGGGCCUUUUACAACACCGGUAUUUCCGGAAGACGGGCCGCAAGGGUCCGUUUGCCUAUUUACAUCGGUGGUUUGGCAGGAUCAUGAUCAUCCUCGGGGUGGUGAAUGUGGGCCUGGGAUUCGAGAUUACCGGGAUUGGUUCAUCCGAUGUACCCAAAGGUGCGGUUAUUGCCUAUGGAACGGUAGCAGGAGUGAUUGCAAUAGUCUACAUGGUGAUUGUCAGCUUAGCUAGGCGACGGGCCGCAUCGGAUUGA
This is a messenger RNA of Penicillium brasilianum, 1158 nucleotides long. Lineage: Eukaryota; Fungi; Ascomycota; Eurotiomycetes; Eurotiales; Aspergillaceae. The record is from the annotation of a GenBank genome assembly.